ACCUUCACCUAAAACACACCGUAUCGGACGACAACGUACGAGCAUAUCCACAUACAUACCUACAUAUAUGUACCUACCUCUGCCUACCUAUACCUACAUUGGUACCUUACUAAACAACAUAUCACAAAAUGGGGAAAUCCGAAUUUCGAGAUUGGUGGCGUAGUCAGACAGCACAUCCCUCCCGUCUUCAGCCCACUGUGCCUAUCUGUCCGUGUGCGGCAUGCUUCAACGGCACCGGCCACGACCAAGAAGUAUCCGCCAACCCAAUCGAUCCUGGCGAGAUCCUACCGCUUCGAAAAAGCAAGAACACAGCUUCUUCCAUCGAGAAGCCAGUACCACAAUCGAAUGAGAAGGACGCCACCGACAUCACUCCUGUCAAGAAGCCGUGGUACAAGCAAGCCACCGGCCUAGCCCGAAAACCAAGCAGGGCAAGCAUCGCUUCGGAUCUAGCACCGUUAUGCUCGACAUCAACUACGCAAUCGUCAGAGCGAAUGAGUGUCGAAACUCUAGUUUAAGAGUUUAAUCGACAUGCCAAGAGAUCGUCGGGGCUAAGGCAGCGCCUUACGCAUCCCUGCAACCACGAUUUCCUAAUUGAACGACGCGAUGGAUGGAGGAAAAUACGGCGCAGGGGAGUUUUGAUGACCGAUUAUUAACGCGCGGUCGUAUAUUUCCGGAGGGAAUAGCUAUGGAAUAAGGCGUGUGGACAUGAUGUAAUGAGGGUGAGAAAAUAGGAAAAGGCGAACAAAAUCCCUGGAAAGUUUUGGACCUUACCGAGUUUUGUCCUCCUCGGGGAGUUUUGAUGGCGUUCGGUGGCUUAUCGAUAGAGCUUCCGC
This is a messenger RNA of Annulohypoxylon maeteangense, 833 nucleotides long. RefSeq lists its product as uncharacterized. The record is from RefSeq and is a predicted model, not a curated record. The transcript has a single exon. NCBI's taxonomy places the organism in Eukaryota, Fungi, Ascomycota, Sordariomycetes, Xylariales, Hypoxylaceae. The coding region runs from base 129 to 515 and encodes 128 amino acids.